Messenger RNA from Prinia subflava (tawny-flanked prinia), 1643 nucleotides. It is a transcript of the gene ZCCHC9, whose product is annotated as zinc finger CCHC-type containing 9. Gene Ontology annotation, cellular component: nucleolus. Bases 87 to 782 code for a protein of 231 amino acids. The record is from RefSeq and is a predicted model, not a curated record. Gene Ontology annotation, molecular function: zinc ion binding; nucleic acid binding. The transcript is spliced from 5 exons. NCBI's taxonomy places the organism in Eukaryota, Metazoa, Chordata, Aves, Passeriformes, Cisticolidae.
CCUCUUCCUGUCCGUCAUCACCGUGCGCGGUCCGGCCGUGCCGGGGCCUCGGCCGUGCCUGUGGCGGUGCCGUCCGCGCCGCGGCCAUGACCCGCUGGGCCCGGCGCAGCGCCCCGCCCGCGGCCCGGGCCCUGGCCGCCACCCCCUGGGAGCAGCUGGCGCCGAGCGGGGAGCCGGAGCCGCCACGGGCAGCCAAGGGGAGGAGGAGGAAGAAGGAGUACGAGAACCAAGACGUGAACGGGUUCGCGGCGUACCGCGGGCAGCAGCAGGAGGAGGAAGAGGAGGCGCGGAGGAAGGACAGGCGGCGGGAAAGCAGGAGGCUCAGGAGGCAGGAGAGGAAGAAGAACGCCAUGGUGUGUUUCCACUGCAGAGAACCUGGUCAUGGCGUGGCUGACUGUCCUGCAGUGCUGGAGAGCCAAGACAUGGGGACGGGGAUCUGCUACCGCUGUGGAUCCACGGAGCACGACCUCAGCAAAUGCAGAGUCAAGGUGGAUCCAGCUGCUGGGCCAUUUCCCUAUGCAAAAUGUUUCAUCUGUGGUGAGAUGGGGCAUCUGUCAAGGUCGUGUCCGGAUAAUCCCAAGGGGUUGUAUGCUGAAGGUGGGGGCUGCAAACUUUGUGGCUCUGUGGAACACUUCAAGAAAGACUGCCCAGAGAAGCAGAAUGCAGAGCAGGUGACAGUCGGGCGCUGGACCCCUGGCCUGAGCGCCGACCACGAGGACGUCGCGGCCGCGCCGGCGCUGCAGAGAGCACAGCCCAAGAGACCCAAAGUUGUCACUUUCUGAAGGCCUCCUGGCUCUCAAACAGUUCUCCUGCGCUGCUGCACUCCAGAGCGGUGACGACAGAGAGCAGAUCCAGAAAAUCAAGCAGGCUGCAGGGGAAUUGUUUCUUAGUCUCCCCUCACUUUCCCAGUUUGCCUUCCACAUUUGCCUGGCUCACUGUAAAGCUGGGAGCAACAGGAACACAGCAAGUGGCUGUUUUAUUAAAGGGAUUGUGGGUGUUUUUUAAAGGUUCUUGUUGGAUUAGAGUUUGGUUUUGCCCUUUCCUUUUAGGAAUAAUGAACUUAUUCCUUCCUAUAUUCCAGCUUAAGCAGUCCUGUGGUGAAGUUACAGAUCAAUCCUGUGGGCUGCCGAGCUCCAGGUGCAGUUCCUGAGGGGUUUAGUUGUUAUUAUCAGCCAUUAACUUCAGUGGUCAUGCACAUUGGGUCAUUUCAGUGUGAUCACUGACAGAAUCAAGCCCUUCCUCUGAAGCCUGUGGUGGAACACACCCCUGAAGAACUGGAGAGCAAGUGAGAAGCUUUCUUAGUUUAUUUCUUUUUCAAAGAAAAUGCUCAAAAAUCUGCAGCGUUUCCAUGCCUUGGUGAGCUGGGAGUAAACUUCUCUUUGUAUUGCACCUGCCUGCUUCAUGGCAGACUUACUGUUUUUAAAUGGAGACUGCAGCCUUAGAAAAGCUAGUGGAUAUUAAAAAGAAAGAUUAGGAAACCAACUCCAGAGUUCCUGCAGCCACCAGUGUUACUGGAGAAGGGCAUCCUGAGAUCCCCUCACAUGCUUUUCUUGCAGCAAAAAAACAAAUGCAGGGAAUGAAAUUGUGUGGAGAUAUUUUAUAUUUGUACAGGUAAUUAUUUUUAAUAAAAUGCUGCUAAAGAA